AUGCGGCGGCGGUGGGGCGUGGUGGAGGAGGAGACGCCCCGCAGCGCCACCGUGCGCACACACGAACCGGUCGAGCUGCCAUGGACACCGGUGCGCGGGUGGACUCCGCCUCUCUCCUCCACCUUUGCCACCCCACAGCAGCAAAAACAACCUUCCACGUCCACGCUAUGGCUGCGUCCGAGAGGUCAAGAUGUCGCCGUCGUCCAGUCCGCAAUCCGCGACUUGAAGCUGCUCGUGUCGCCGCUGCUGCUGCUCGCUCCUCCCCCGUACGUGAGCACCCAGGCCCGGGAAACGUCCUUGCCUCCUCCCGCAGCAGUAGAGCAGCAGCAGCAGCGACGACGGCCGACUUCCUACGAAGAGUGCAGUCGGUGGUACGCCACGCAGCCCAUCCCGGCCGGGAUGUUCCUCCUGAGCAUCCCGACCGAGGCCGUUCUCUUCGCCAAUCCACCACCGGCGUCGGAUCCGCUGCUUGGCUACUUUAUGCAGGUGGAGGAGCUGGUGGCGCAGCUGGUGGAUGCGGCGGCGACAGGUGGGACCGCCCACCACGGGUAUGCGUCCUACCUGUGCGAUAGCGUGGUGCCCUGUCGGAAUCUACCCUUUCUGACACCGGCGGACCUGCAGAAGGAGUUUUCGCGGGAGGCUGCCGCAGCGAGUGGGGGUGAGGCCGGAAGCCAUCUCUCCAGUGGGCCACCGCCACCACUACUACGGGGGCUUGCCGAGAACAGAGGACAAGACGAGAGCGACUCCAAUCGUGAGGCAUCUGCCUCCGACAGCCCUGCCAUCUCCCUUCUUUCCUUCUUCCACGAUGACAUGUCCGGCGAACCGCUCAGCGACUACCUCCGUGCCCGCCUGUCGAAGGCGGAGUACGCGUGGUGGGUCAGUCUCGUUCUUUCCCACCGCGCCGGCAGCAGCAGUUUGCUGCCCAUGCUGGACAAGCUCAACCACAGCCCCAUACCGAACUGCUACUACACCAUGGCGACCGAGGAAACCGUGUGUGGGCUUGACGUGAUGGACAACUUGCUGGCGGGGGUGCCGGAGGAGUUGCUCUACCAGCCCUACGUGCACCUCUUCGCGAUGCGCGACAUUAAGGCAGGCGAGGAGCUGACAUUGUGCUACGCUUCUGCGGCGGAGGGGGUGUACCGACCCGCCGGUGUGCAUCCGCCUCCGCGGCCGGCGUCCCUGCGGACACCCCCACCCCCGGAGUUUCUACGCUCGACUGUGGAGAACAGCAGCGGCAGCGGGGAGGACACGCAGCGUGCGGCGCAGUCAACAGAAAACGUAAGCGACUUCAUGGAAUCUCUGUUUUCUUCUGCUGCAGUGGCAGCGGCAGCCACUGCCACCGUGCCAGCUAUUGGGAGCGCUGCAGACCGAACAGACGUGAGCCGAGAGCUGCGACAUCUGCAGCACCCCGGUCGGCAAGAAGUCAGCACGGCGGAGGGCAGUGCGAGCUGGCGGCUGCAGUGGGGCUUCGUGCCUCCGUGCGACGCAGUGUACAGCGCGAAGGACUUGGUGGAAAUGGCUGCUCUGGUGGCGGAACGACGGGUGGACACGCGGGCGGCGCUGUUUCCUCCUCCUUCCCAUUCCUCUCUUGCAGCGGCGGCACACUCGUGA
Messenger RNA from Leptomonas pyrrhocoris, 1611 nucleotides. RefSeq lists its product as hypothetical. Bases 1 to 1611 code for a protein of 536 amino acids. NCBI's taxonomy places the organism in Eukaryota, Euglenozoa, Kinetoplastea, Trypanosomatida, Trypanosomatidae. The transcript has a single exon. Gene Ontology annotation, molecular function: protein binding. The record is from RefSeq and is a predicted model, not a curated record.